AUGUCAAAGUACGUACCUCCACGAUCCAGAAAGGCGCAAGAGGUAUCGACUCUGGAGGCUGAGAAGCGACGCCAGCGACAACUACGAUUCAGCAAAGAAAAUGAUAAAGGCGAUCAGAAUGGGAAGACACAGCGGAAGAAUUCAGGUGGCUGGGGCCCUGGUGGCCGUUCUGCUGCUCCACAAUAUGGCUUCGUGAGUCGAGGAGAAGAUUCUCGACUUCAGCACAGUGAAGAAGCCCAGCGAGAGUAUUUCGAGUGGAUUUUGCAGACAUUUGAAGGAGAUAAGAGGACUGUCAAAGAUUUUAAGGCUUCUGGAAGUAUAAAAGGGGUCCAGAGCGGGAAUCAAACGAGCCAGAAAGACCAAAAGAAGGAUAAUAUAGUUGCAGACGGCAGAAGUACGUCCAAACAAGACAAAAACAUGUCUGCAAGCGCUGAAAAUGCAAAAGAACGAGCGACAGGAUGCAUCGAUUCCACAUUGGCAGCGUUGCGCAAACUCCGUGAAGCUAUGCUCCACCAGGAGCCCACAGAAUUCUCCGUGAAGGUCCACCUCUUUUCUGUCCGAGUAGCUGCACCGGUCGGCCACUAUCAAACAUACAUUCCUAGCAUUAAUUACCUACUAUCAAGUGGAUUGUUGACCAGCGACGAGAAGAAUGAAAUCGCGACGCUUUUGGUUCUCCAUGUAUCUCACCAUAAUCAUCAGGAUGAAAAGGCAUUCCGUAUUUUCCAACAGUAUCAUAUGCAAGAAAAGAGCAGCCAUUUAUACUCGGUGUUAGUUGCAUGGAGCACCGGUGACUUUUAUCGGUGGCUUGCCAUGUUCAAUGGAGAAAAUGACCCAUGUAUUUACUCGAUCAUGGCUGGAGGAUUGUCCAAAAUGAUGGGUCAUAUGGUGCUGUGUAUGACCCAAGCGUAUUUCACGCUACUGACUCGGGAGUUUGAGGAUAAGUUUCUCCCGAGAGGCAUGCUAGUGGGCGAAUUCUUGGAAAAGUAUGCCCAAAAGUGGAAGAUAGAGGAGGGCAGUGUGGUGAUACGAGAUCGGAGGGCAGGCAAGCGAUGA
Messenger RNA from Sungouiella intermedia, 1053 nucleotides. The record is from the annotation of a GenBank genome assembly. NCBI's taxonomy places the organism in Eukaryota, Fungi, Ascomycota, Pichiomycetes, Serinales, Metschnikowiaceae.